Paraphaeosphaeria sporulosa is the source of this 1349-nucleotide messenger RNA. RefSeq names its product S-adenosyl-L-methionine-dependent methyltransferase. The transcript is spliced from 3 exons. NCBI's taxonomy places the organism in Eukaryota, Fungi, Ascomycota, Dothideomycetes, Pleosporales, Didymosphaeriaceae. Bases 203 to 1138 code for a protein of 311 amino acids. The record is from RefSeq and is a predicted model, not a curated record.
UUAGUUCUAGCCCGAUUUGGCGAGUGGAGUGCUUAGAAUAAAGUCUCCGGUAACAAACGCACCGGCGACAUCGCACGACCACAAAGUUGGCACACCUCUAUAUAUAGCCUCGUGGACACGCAGGUGCAUUUAACACAACAACAAGCAAUAUCAAGAACCAUCUCAAGUCUUCCACCCAUUAUUCUAGCCCUGCAACAGUCUUAUGUGUGGCCGUUACCCUCCCGCCAAUAUGUCGACAGCAGCAGCCAACCGACAGUACUUUGAUGCCAUCACAGACACAUACGACUCCAAGCCCUUCUUCGCCAAAGUCAACCAAGAAGUGACUGACGACCUGCGCAACCGCCUGGACUGGAUUGGCAUACCCUUUGCAAACAUCGAAUCCAGCUCCGACACCCAAACCGUAAGGCAGCUGGACUACGCCUGCGGUACAGGCCUCAUGUCACGGGUCUUCGGCCCCUACGUCACAGAAACCCGCGGCAUCGAUGUAUCCCCCAAUAUGGUCGCAGCCUACAACGCCCGCGCGCGAGCCGCCGGGCUGUCUGACUCUAUCAUCAAUGCGGUCGUCGGCGACUUAUUUGACAGGGACAACCCAACACCUACCGGUGCGGAAUGGGAUGGGUUUGAUCUAGCGACAGCGAGCUUUGCGUUUCACCAUUUCGAGGAUGUGGUGCAUGCGGCGAAGUGUCUGAAGGAGAGGCUCAGGCCGGGCGGGGUGCUCAUGAUCAACGAUUUCUUGGAGGGAGGGGACUUGAAAGCUGAUGAGAACGGUGAGCCGAUUGAGGGGACGGAGGGGUCGUGGCAUCACCAUCACAGUCACCAUGGGCACGGGCAUGGACACGGACAUGGCCAUGGCCAUGGCCAUGGCCAUGCUAAUAAAGAGCACGGCCAUGAACACCACGAACCUAUGAAAGUCGAAGACGAGCCAGGCUGGGACCGCGCAAAGAUGUCCGCCUCGAUCGUCGUGCCUAGCUUCACCGUUGACGGCGUGAAGAAGUUUUUCACCGACGCAGGUCUGGUCGAUGUGGAUGUCGUGACGAUGGAAAAGAGAGUGUACAUGGAGUUCGGUGGGCAGAAGCUGUGGCGGACAAUUUUGUUUGCGAGGGGCAGGAGGGCACUGGAGGCAAAGUCCGAAUUGUGAAGGAAGCUGUGAUAAGAGAGCAUACUCUGAGCAUGAUUUCCUGGCAAUAGAAUGCCAGGUCUACGCAUUUCAUGGACUCUAAUUCUACCUGUUUGUCAUGUACUGCUUCAGAGUUGAGAUCUAUCGUUCGUUGUAUGCGGUUUGAAGUGUAACCAGAGCAGCUCGUAGUAUAGUGAUCAUGAGUUCUUUCUCAAUGCUACAAGCGCCUACU